Molecule: messenger RNA, 1104 nt
Organism: Sabethes cyaneus
Lineage: Eukaryota; Metazoa; Arthropoda; Insecta; Diptera; Culicidae
Product: PRA1 family protein 2-like
Exons: 5
Coding region: 350-844 (164 amino acids)
Cellular component (GO): membrane
Source: RefSeq, a predicted model, not a curated record
AUUGUUAUUGAUUGAGUAAAUAUUUGUAAGCAACGUUAGGUGAUUAUCGUAAACGAGUGUGUUUUGUUCAAUCUUUUAUCGAACUGAAUUACUUGCUUAUCCUUAUACCGGAUACUGCUACCAGGGCUCCACUUAUAGGAAAUUUCCAAUAUUGUCGCAUCUUUUGCUUGAGCAAAGAUGAUGCAGAGAGUUCAUUAUUUCUGCAUAAGAGAAGAGUGAAUCCCCAAACGAAACGAAUUUAUAUUUAGCUUGUUCUGAUCGGUUAAGCUAAAGGUUUUUCUCACAAAUUUUACUCAACCAUUGAGCCAAAUUAUUGUACGCCGGAAUUACACUUAUUGGAAGGUGAGUGAUGGCAGAUCAACCAGACAGCAGCAUACAGUGGCCUCCUGCUCGUUCGAUGAAUGAUUUUCUGCUGGAUUGGGCUCGCUUCGAACUUCCCGAGGAUCGUAGGCAAUUGGGAGACAGAUUCGUGAAGAAUCUGCUGUACUAUCAGACCAAUUACUUUCUAAUGGGUGUGGCCAUUAUUGUUUUGAUUGGAUUAUUUCGUCCAUAUGAGAUCGUCCCUGCCGUAUGCGUUAUCAUGGUUGCGCUAUACGUGCUACGCUAUUGUGCCGCCGAAGCAAGCCGUCCGUACGUUGAUAUUGCUGAUAAGCCAUUCGACAUGUGGGUCGCGCUGGGAUUAGUACUUCUUUGCAUUUAUGUGGCACUGCCGCUCGAAGCUAUUCUGACAAUGGUUUUCGCUCUAUAUCUUCCAUUCCCAUUAAUGUUUAUUCACGCUUUGCUGCGGGUUCCCAUUAUCGAAAAUGGGACUACUAACACCAUCGAAAUGGCUGGGGUAGAGUAAAACUCCAAUGGGACGAUUUUUAGAUUUAUAUAUUUUUAUAGGUUUUGGAAGCGUCUGGAGGGUAAAUGAUUUUUGUCAUGAGAAGUAGUACCAAAAUUACCAUUUUCAAAAAGACGGAUUCGUAGAUUUCUCUGUCAAGUAGUCACUAUACAAAGGACUUAUUUACGUUUCAAUUAAAAAACCCUUUUAAUUUCAUGAAUUAUAAGUGCAUGUCACAGUUGACCACUGAAAUAAUUGUUUUGAAAAUUUUAUUGCUGAUU